Eimeria tenella is the source of this 4269-nucleotide messenger RNA. RefSeq names its product myosin light chain kinase. The record is from RefSeq and is a predicted model, not a curated record. The annotation marks the transcript as partial. NCBI's taxonomy places the organism in Eukaryota, Apicomplexa, Conoidasida, Eucoccidiorida, Eimeriidae. Gene Ontology annotation, biological process: mitotic spindle organization; regulation of cytokinesis; protein phosphorylation. The transcript has 11 exons. Gene Ontology annotation, cellular component: spindle microtubule; spindle midzone; chromosome passenger complex. Gene Ontology annotation, molecular function: protein kinase activity; ATP binding.
UUCGUGGAGCACGGGCGUUUGUCCUUUCCGGAGUUCAAGACUUGGUUAGAACACCAUCCCGGAAUUCUUUCCAUGUUCACCGCCUGUCUCCACGAAGAGGUCUGGGGGCUGCAGGGCAACGCCCUCUACAGGUCUUCAGCCAACAGGGGGAGCAAAGGCAUACUGAAGACAGGCUCUGGAGAGUUCAAAGACGCAAAAGGGAUGAGGAAUGCAGAAAUCAGACAAGACCAAUUUCAGAAGGUCCGGCGUCUCUUCACGGGGCACCACGGAGGAGUGUCUCUCCAGUCGCGCAUUUUGUCUCCUGCAAACAGAGACACGGGCUUCGUUCGUCAGAGGCCCUCAUUUGCUGCGCUGGGGGCCCCCCUAGCAGCAGCAGCAGCUGCUGCUGCUGCUGCGCCCACUGCAGCAGCGCUGCCGAGUUCUGCGGGCACUGCAACUCCUCAGGCGGAUCCAGCUGCUGCUGCUGCUGGAGUCCCGACACCUGCUGCUGCUGGGUCGCUGAAAGCCGCAGCUGCCGCCGCAGCAGCAGCAGCAGCCGCAGCGGGGGUGGCGGCAGCAACAGCAGCCGCACUGUCUCCAGCUAAAAGUCUUGUAGAUGAAGCUCAGUCACAGCAGCAGCAGCAACAGCAGCAAGAAGCAGCAGCAGCAGCAACAGCGGCGACUGCUGCUGCUGCAGUCCAGCAGAUCGCCGUCGCACCCGCCUCUGGCAAGCAGGCGGAGCCACCUCAAGCAGCAGCAGCAGCAGCAGCAGCAGCAGCCGGCACGCCUGCCCAAGUGCAGCAGCAGAAGGCCGCCGAGGGAACGAACUCCUCAGGAGCGGCACCAGCUGCUGCUGCAGCAACUACCUCAGCAGCAGCAGCAGCAGCAGCAGCAGCAGCAGCUGCAGCACCUGGAGGGCCUCAGAUUAUUUCUCUCCCUUCUGUUUCUCGUGCUGCUGCACCCGGGGCUAAGAUGGGCGAGCGCAGCUGCCUUGCUGCUGUCCCUGCAGCAGCAGCAGCAGCAGCAGGAGCGCCCGGAGCUGCCACAACGCCUGCUGCACUGACACCGCCAGGAGCAGCAGCACUGACGCCUGCGUCGGCAGCAGAGACGGCUGCGGACAGCAGCAGCAGCGGCAGCAGCAGCAGCAGCAGCAGACAUUCCCGCGCGCCUGCUGCUAAGGGCUGCGACUUCGACAGAUCUCUGCGGCCGGAUCUGGACGUGCAUUUGCUGCUGAAGGGGCAGCCGACGCCGCUGCACCCUCGGCAGCAGCACCAGCAGCAGCAGCAGCAGCUGCUGCUGAAGCAGCAGCAGCAGCAGCUGCUGCUGCAGCAAGGGGACGGCGAGGUGGAGAGCCCCGCAUAUGUCUCCGACUGUGGGGCCGAGCUGGGGGCCCUUUCUUCUGUUGCUUCUUUGUCGGGGACUUUGGGGUCUCUAAUUCGGGAGCAUGCAGCAAAGGAAGCGAGCGCAGCAGCAGCAGCAGCAGCAGCAGCAGCAGGCGAGCAGGACCUGCAUUCGUGUCCCAACUGCCACCGGCCGCUGCUGCUGUGUCCGUACUGCCUCGGCAGGUCGCUGCAGCUCAAUUUGCUUCAGGGGAAGGUGGUGAUUCAGUGCAGCAACUGCUGCAGCCAGGCGGAGGCAGCAGCAGCAGCAGCGGCAGCAGCAGCAGCAGCCGCGACGACAGCAGCAUCCCUGCCGCCGGCGGGGGCGGCCCCUGCGGACGCUGCAGCGGCGGCUGCCGCUGCAGCAGCAGCAGCGUCUGCUGCUGCCGAGGGGUCCCUGCCGGACGCUGCAGAAACCGCAGCAGCAGCAGCAGCAGCAGCAGCAGCAGCGGAGUCCCCCUGCGCUGCUGCGAGCGGCCCGAGCGCCUGCGGCAGCACGGCGCCGCCGCCGACGCCGCCGUGCGCGCCGCCCGCAGCAGCCAGCAGCAGCAGCAGCAGCAGCAGCAGCAGCAGCAGCAGCAGCAGGCGGGGGGUCUAUACGCACUGCUGGGAGUGCAACUGGGACUUCAGCCGCAGCGUGGAACUUCUUGCUGCUGGCGAAGCAGCACUGGAUGGCAUUUUGCUGAAAAAGGGAAAACAUUUGCACCAGUGGCAGGCCAGGUUUUAUGUCCUCAUCGACAACAUGCUUUACUACUACAAGAAAAAGGGGGACGCGAAGCCGCGGGGGUUUAUGUUUUUGGAGGGCUGCUUCGUGGAGACUGUCUCCGAAGCAAAUGCGCUGCGGCCCUACGGCAUUGCCAUUGUCCACCCCAGAGGAGACACUGUGGCCCGCAGGAUCUUGUACGCCCAGUCGGCCAAGGAGCAGCAAGAGUGGGUGGAUGCGCUGCGGGCCUCAACUCGGCAGCAGUCCCUCGAGCAUGUUUAUGAGAUCCACGAGCAGCUGGGCCAAGGGAAGUUCAGCGUGGUGUACCGGGGAGUGCACAAAAAGACGAAAGAACAAGUGGCAAUAAAAGUAAUUGAAAAAGGAAAAAUAAAUCGCCACGAAAGAGAACUUCUCCGCAGCGAAAUGGUCAUUCUCAGGCUCCUCAACCACCCCAACGUCAUCCGCCUCAAGGAGAUGGUGGACACAAAGGAGACACUUUACAUCGUCAUGGAGUUGGUCCGCGGCGGAGAACUUUUCGACUUAAUCCAUGCCAACCACCACCUCCCAGAAGUCCACGUCAACAGGAUCGUGUCGCAGCUGCUGUCGACGGUGUACUACCUGCACAAGUGCGGGAUAAUCCACAGAGACUUGAAACCCGAAAACAUUUUACUUUCCGACAAAACUGAAAAUGCAAUUAUCAAGUUGGCGGACUUCGGACUCUCCACGCUCUGCGGGCCCAACGAAGUCCUCCACCAGCCCUGCGGCACCCUCGCCUACGUGGCCCCCGAAGUGCUUUCUCUCGAGGGUUAUAACCAGCAGGCAGACUUGUGGUCCAUUGGUGUCAUUACUUAUUUGCUGCUGCGGGGGCGGCUGCCUUUUCCCAUCAACAAACACUUGGGGUCCCCCCACUUCCACCAGACGUACCCGCUCAGCUUCGAGGGCCCGCUGUGGCGGCCCGUCAGCAGCAGCGCCAAAGACCUCAUUUGCCGCAUGCUAACUCCUUGCUGGCAGCAGCGAAUAACAGUGGAGGAGGCGCUGCAGCACAUUUGGAUUCGAAACCCCACAGCAGUCAUCAACGAGGCCAACAAAACGGACCCUUUCGACCACCUGAACCCUUCAGUGCAGCAAAUAGACCCGCAUGCACUUGCUGCAGCAGAUGGGGCCUCCACAUUUACCAUCCCCAACGCCCACAACAGACUUGCGCAGCAGCGCGCGCAGCAGCAGCAAGCCAAGACUGCUGCUGCUCCAGCUGCUGCAGCGGCGGCCGCUGCUGCUGCUCCGGCGACAGCAGCAGCUGCUGCUGUCGCUGCUGCUGCGGCUCCAGCUGCCGUGAAGGCGGCAGCAGAAACGCGAGAUAAAGACUCAACAGGAAACACACAAGCAGUUGCUGCUGCCGUUGCAACAACAGCAGCAGCAGCAGCAACGCAAGGCGCCAUUGCUGCAGCCGGCGCCAGCAGCACGCUGCCUCCAGCAGCAGCAGCAGCAACAGCGGCCACUGCAGCAGCAGCUGCUGCUGCAGAUGCCGCGCGCGCGUCGGCUGCUGCCGCGCAAGCAGCAGCUGUAGCAGACGAAAGCAGCAGCCGCUCUAAGCAAUCCCAGGCAGUCCAGCCCCAUGCAGCAGCAGCAGCAGCAGCAGCAGCAGAGCAGCACGAUGCUACUGCUGAGCGGCACACCCCAACGCCUGCUGCUCCUGCUGCAGGCGUUGCUGCAGAGACAGCAGCGACUGCGAAGGAGACAGCAAAAGCAGCAGCAGCAGCAGCACACUCCGCCGCAGCUGUGGCCCAGGCUGCGGCUGCUGCUGCUGCUCUGCAUGCAGCAGCAACAGAUGAAGCUUUUGCUGCAGUGCAGAGGGGACCCACUGGCGACAGUGGGGGCAAGAAACCCAGCCAGCUCGACCAGCAGCAGCAGCAGCAGCAGCAGCUGAACCCUGGUGCGUCUCCGGCUGCAGGCGCUGCAGCAGCGACUCUGGCAGCUGCAGCAACUCGAACCCCCACGCCAACAAGCGCUGCUCCUCCUCCAGCAGCAGCAGCAGCAGCAGCAGCGUUAGCAGCACCCGCAGCAGCGACAGCAGCACCGGCGAAACCACAAACAACAGCAACUGCGGGAGCAGCAGCAACGGGAGCUGCUGCUGGUGCUGCUGCUGCCUUGUCUGCAACAACAAGUGCUGCUAGCGCACCAUCUAGCAGCAGCAAACCACCAGGUAGCUGA